AUGGCGUUUGCUGGGACAAAUAUCAGUUUGUUCCAACCGGAUAUCACGCAAAAACUAACGGAGCGCAUAGAUGACCUGAAGCAAAAAAUCGCUGCUUGGGGGAAGCGGAUUCGACGAUUUAGCGAGAGGUCAAGGCGGUUCAACCAGAAUCGUCUCUUCCAGAGUGAUCAGAAGAGGCUCUAUAAAUCAUUGGAGCGACCAGAGGUAUGUGGAGCGGGCCCAGGACCGGAUCAGGCCGACACUGUCGCAUUUUGGCGUGGCCUGUGGUCAGAGCCCGUAAACCACAGCGAGGGCCCUUGGAUGGAAGUUGUGGCGAGCCAGAGUGCAAGUGUUACGCCUAUGGACCCCGUCACCAUAACGCCUGAAGACGUGGCUGAGGCGGUCCGUAGGGCCCCGAACUGGAAAAGUCCGGGGCUCGACGGGCUGCAUCAUUACUGGCUGAAGGGGUUCGUAGUGUGUCACGCUGUGCUCGCCCGACAGUUUCAAGAGGCUCUCGACCAGAAGUCGCUCCCGAGCCUCUUCACUACUGGGAUCACUCACUUGGUUCCUAAAGAUCAGGAUACCACAGACCCGAGCAAAUACCGCCCCAUCACGUACACGUAA
Molecule: messenger RNA, 603 nt
Organism: Parnassius apollo (apollo)
Lineage: Eukaryota; Metazoa; Arthropoda; Insecta; Lepidoptera; Papilionidae
Source: the annotation of a GenBank genome assembly